AUGCUCGAAAAGAAAGAAACUACGUACAGGAGCCUUAAGCGCAUUGACUUUGCUAGGUUUCGUGAAGACAUCAAGAACUUGAAUCUGCUAAAUAAUGACAUUGCAUCAGUAGCCGACUUGGUUGAAGCGUACAACGCGAAAUUAGCCUCGCUACUUAAUGAUUAUGCUCCUCUUAGAAAUAAGGUUGACCCUAUUCCUGCAAUAGUUCUAGAGGAGUGUCUCCACGAUUUAAUACCAGUAAUUACUAGACUAGUCAACAGGCUUCCUCCACCCUCGAAAUAUCAGCCAUAUAAGGAAAUAUAUCAGUCACCAUACAGCAGAAAAACUUACGCACGCUUUCAUUACUUUCAGACUGGACUUCUGUAAUUCACUUUUGUAUGGACUGCCAAAACAAACUAUCAAGCGGCUUCAGCAUGUUCAAAAUGCAGCUGCCAGAAUGGUUGCACUUACACCCAAACAUGAACAUAUAUCACCUGUAUUACAGGAACUGCAUUGGCUUCCUGUAGAACAGCGCAUAAUUUUUUAAAUUCUUUUGAUGACUUUUAAAUGUCUAAAUGGCAUAGCACCUUCAUAUUUGUUUGACUUAGUUACCAGGUAUAUUCCAGGUAUAUUCCAGGUAUAUUCCAGGUAUAUUCCUAAGCGCAACUUAAGAUCUGCUGAUGUCCAUCAAACAAAAAUCUGCACAAUCAAAAAUUGCAGUCUUUCUCAACUGGUUGGAGUACUUUAAGUGGUCAAAUCAACUUCAAUGAAUAAACGACGCAAGCUCCACAAUCUAGCUAAGUUUCUUGAAGUAUUUAAAGUAGUCAUACUAUUUUAAUUGAUUCCAGUUAUUGAAUAGUCAAACCACAGGAGACAGUUAAACUUCACGGAUUGCAAAAUCUUUUUUAAUUGGUUGAAGUAGCUGAAAUGGUUAAACUGCACAGAUACUUCAGCUGCACGGAAUGCAUAACUAGCUUAAAUGGUUCCAUUGCAUAAUCUGGCUUAAGUGGUUAAACUAGUUAAGAUAGUAGUUAAGUAUUCUGGGCUUUCUACGCAUAUUUACCAGAUAUCAGUGAUUUUGUGUUGUUAUUAUUGCACGGUAAUUUUGCGCUGACUUUUUCAUAUAAUACUUUUUAUUUCUUGGAAUCCAUACGCUAUCCUAAUUCUUAGAAAUUCUAUGAUUUUUAUCUAAUGUAUUGGUAUACAUAGAAUCUCAGGAAAUAUAUUCAGAUCAUAGUAACUAUCAAAGUAGUCAAGAUAGUGGUUAGAUAUAUGAUAGUCAAGACGAUUAUUCAGAUACUAGUAACAGUUACAAUAGUAGCUUAAUAGAUUAUAGUGAACUGGAUGAUAUUCUGAUUACUUUGAUGAUCAAGAGAAUUUACGUACAAAAUGUUUAUACAAAAUAUUCAUAACUAAUAUUUACACAAGAUAUGCAAGAAAUUUUAAUGACGGCAACACGUUAGAAACAGAAGAGGAAUUACGUGAUAUGAAAUAUAUUUUAACGAAACCAAGGAUAGCCCCUGUUGAUAUUUAAACACAUAAUAUCUAUGUAAUACCAUCAUAUAAUGUAUUGCAUAAAAUAUUUCAUAAUGAAUUAAAUGAGGUGAUGUGUCCCUUCUGUUAUAAGGAAAUAAAGGAACGAUCAAUCCUAGUAGAAAAAUGUUGGGAGAAAUAAUGCUUGGAGAAUAAAGACUAUGUGAUUGUGUGCACCAAUUGCAGGCAAGUAGAUGACUAUGAACGAUUGAAAGAGUCUUGUAACUUCCAUUAUAAUAAUUGUAAGAUAGUUCGGUCAAUAAGUCUCAGGAAAUACUAUCUUAAUAAGGUAAUACUUAAUAUAACCAAAAAGUAUGACAUCAUUAUAACCACCAAGAACAAAAAUAAGAUCAUAGCAGACUUUCAAAAGAGAAACAAUAUAUUACCACAGAUCAAUGAUAAUAGAAAGCGCAUGAUUAAUAUCAAUUUUAUCAUGAUAUUUAAUGAAUGCUAGUUAAUAUAGAUAUACGUAAAGUUACUAAAUCAAAGAAAACCCUAUGAUAUCAUCACAACUACUUGAACGAUAUAUUGAAAGUAACUAGUUAUGAAUACAACAUAACACGUAAUAAAUAAUUCAUCACAGAUAAACUACUUGUUGUACUGUUGCUCAAAAGCAUCAACCGGUGGACACAUGUCUAUGAUAAUAUUAUAUGCAGCUUUCAAUAGGUCCGGAUGACUUUCUUUAUGAAUGACACUCCUCUUAAAAAGGGCCUUAAUUCAAUUAGUGUCAUUACAUAGGUAGUAAAAGCAAAUCGACAUAAUUCGAUACUCUUUUUAAAAUCUUUCUUUCCUCAGGGCGUUUUUAAUAUCAAACCACUACAAGGUAUAAUUUUAAAAUCUUUCAUUCCUCAGUACGUUUUUAAUACCAAAGGAGUACCAGGUAUAAUGCCAAGUACAAUGGGAUUCGUUAUUACCCUUUCAGCUACAAUACCACCUACUAUUAAACAAGACGAUGACAAAUUGCGUAACAGAUUUAGUUUCUUGAACCUCUAAAAGGCUUUUUGAAGAAUCGUAGCUCCUCGUGUUAGCAUUUGUAUAAUGAUGUAGUUUCAUUUAUUGCGUUUUUGUUUAGUGAUUUAUCUAUUUGAUUGAAGUUUGUAACACUCCUCUUUUUGAAGCUCAUUUAUAAUAUUUUUAUAUGUUCAGAUUUUUUUAAAUCAUUAGUUGUGCACAAAGCCCACCAUCGAGAGUGCCAUUAUCUACACCAAGUGAUGUGGGGUGACCAGUAAAUGAUCGAAAUAUUCCAAAACAUGUAACAUCUAUCUAUUUAUUGUUCGUGUUUUGAGUGACUGCGGUGUAUCACUUACUAAUACAUCAGGGAUUAUCACAUGCUUUGUAGUAGAAAUGUGUUGCAGGCCCUUUGCAACCAUAUCUUUAAUUAAAUUCAUAUAUUCCACCCACAUCAAACGUUAAUUUGUCACUAUCUAAUGUGAAAUGUAAAUCAUGAGAGAGAGAAAAGAAAGGAUUAAUAAGUUAUUUAUCGGCUUGAGGUAGUGAUGGACGUCUUUGGUUAUGAAUACUGCCUAGCCGGAAAAGCGAGAUAUAUUCAGAAAAAUGGCAACGGAAGAAGGGAUGUACUCGGUGACUCACGAAAGCAUUACCGUAGCCCCUGGGCAGAGAUAGGAAAAUACUGA
This is a messenger RNA of Pocillopora meandrina, 3146 nucleotides long. The record is from the annotation of a GenBank genome assembly. NCBI's taxonomy places the organism in Eukaryota, Metazoa, Cnidaria, Anthozoa, Scleractinia, Pocilloporidae.